Molecule: messenger RNA, 7286 nt
Organism: Aedes aegypti (yellow fever mosquito)
Lineage: Eukaryota; Metazoa; Arthropoda; Insecta; Diptera; Culicidae
Gene: garz
Product: Golgi-specific brefeldin A-resistance guanine nucleotide exchange factor 1
Exons: 10
Coding region: 170-5908 (1912 amino acids)
Biological process (GO): regulation of ARF protein signal transduction
Molecular function (GO): guanyl-nucleotide exchange factor activity
Source: RefSeq, a predicted model, not a curated record
AAGAAUGAAAAAUAGUAAACGUCAUUACUGUGAGUUGGAACUGUAGGAUGGUGAAAAUUUGGUGGCUCACUGCUGGCUGCUGGAAACUUUGUGCUAUUUAGAACGGAUUUUCUCUUUUUGUGCGAUUGAUUUGUGCUUCGUUGGAUAGUUGGGCAGCUGAGCGUGAAAAAUGUCUCCACCGGGCAACGGAAUCUUCGUCGUCCGCGGGGAAAUGUCCACCCUGACAACGGCAAUGCGUCGUGGCUCUCGCUGGAGCUCCAAUUCCUAUCAGGACGACGAAAAGGACGGUCUGCUGAAGAGUUUCCACGAGCUGAAGGAAAAGCUGCUACAAGUGGAGGAUUUGCGUCUGGUCGAACCGGGAGUGUUCCUGGGGCCGUUUCUGGAGGUGAUCCGUUCGGAAGAGACAACCGGCCCGGUAACGAGCCUGGCCCUGUCCGCGGUCAAUAAAUUCCUGUCCUACGGAUUGAUUGAUCCGACCCAUUCGACGUUGGCUUCCACGGUGGAAUGCAUUGCCGAUGCGGUGACUCACGCUCGAUUCGUGGGCACCGAUCAAACCUCCGAUGGGGUCGUACUGAUGAAGAUUGUCCAGGUGUUGCGCACCUUGGUGCUGAGUCCGGAAGGAAGCUUCCUGUCCAACGAAAGCAUCUGCGAUAUCAUUUUGAGCUGUUUCCGGUUAUGCUUUGAGCCGAGGUUAAACGAACUCGUCCGAAAAACGGCGGAAAAUGCCCUAAAGGACAUUGUGCUGCUGCUGUUUAUGCGACUGCCACAGUUUGUCGAGAAUGGGAACUUCCAUCUGAAGUCGCUGAAGAUGCGUUCCAGUUCGAUGGAUCAGUCCAGCAAGAAGCGAAAGAACAGCAGGAAUGAAGUGAAGCCUCUUCAAACGUCGGCCCCCAAAAUAGUCACGGAAGAGAACGGUUUACAGGAGCCGGAACCUACCACACCAGUGGUCAGCAACGCUCCGAAAGGCCUGAAACCGCCUCCAUUGGCCACAACGCCGGCCACUCCAGCAGGAGUCAUCGUCGACAUGCAGGGAUCCAUCUCUCAAACCCCGAAAAGCAGCUUAGAUCCCAAGCAGGACAUCAUACAAGAGGAAACGGACGGCGGUCAAACGCAACCGGAUUCGCUGAUCGAAACUCCCAUCCCGCCGGAAUCCGAAGAACUGCCCGCAGAUUCCUUCGUCAAUUCGGUGGGAGUUCGGUUCACGCAACAGGAAGACGAAAUCGUUGGCCCAACGCCACAUCUUCCUUACGGAUUGCCCUGCAUUCGAGAGCUGUUCCGGUUCCUUAUUUCCCUCUGCAAUCCCUUAGAUAAGCAGAACACAGACGUGAUGAUCCACAUGGGCCUGACGCUCCUUACUGUGACCUUCGAAGUCGGAGCAGACAGCAUCGGGAAAUACGACUCCCUUCUAACCAUCGUCAAAGACGAUCUUUGCAAGAAUCUGUUCUCGCUGCUGACCACGGAACGCAUUUCUAUCUUUGCGGCCGAUCUCCAGCUGUGCUUCCUGAUGUUCGAAUCGCAGCGAUCCCAACUGAAGUUCCAACUAGAGUACUACCUGACCAAACUGACCGACAUCAUCGUGAACGAAAACCCCCGAAUUCUCUACGAAGCGCGUGAACUCGCCCUGGACAACCUCCUGCAGCUAUUCCGCAUUCCCGGCUUUGCCGCCGAGCUCUACAUCAACUACGAUUGCGAUCUGUACUGCACCAAUCUGUUCGAAGACCUCACCAAACUGAUGUCCAAGAACACCCUCUCGGCCACCAAUUCCAUUUACAGUGUGCACACCCUGUCGAUGGAUGCCCUGCUCACGAUCAUCGGAGCGAUCGAGAGGAACUGCAUCCAGGCCAAGAACGGAGAGAAACCGACGUACCAGCGCCACUCGCGGAACAACUCCUGUGUCGAGAAGAUCGUGCUGGAUGGGGCGGGGCAGACGGAACUGGACCAGAGCGGCGGCGGGGUCAACCAACAGCAAGGUCCCGACGUCAGCGACGUGGCCGUCGAGUCGAUCAACAAGUACUUGAAGACUAGUCAUAACGAGGAGCGCCUGCGGCAGAUCGUCAGCCAGGAUGCGGCCGGCGAUGGCACCGCCCUCAGCCACGAGGAACUGGCCGCCAUCAAGAAGAAGAAACGGCUGCUCACCCAGGGAACCGAUCUGUUCAACCAACGGCCGGAGAAGGGCAUUCUGUUCCUGCAGGAAAAUGGCAUCCUCAGUACCACGUUGGACCCGCUGGAGAUUGCGCACUUUUUGCGGGAGAACUCUGGCCUGGACAAGAAGAUGAUUGGUGAAUACAUCAGCAAGAAGAAGAACGUCGAGAGCAAGAUUCUGGAGGUGUUUGUGAAGUCGUUUGAUUUUGCUGGGCUAACCAUCGACCAGGCGCUUCGGUUGUACUUGGAGACGUUCCGGCUGCCUGGAGAGGCUCCGCUGAUAUUCCUUGUUAUGGAGCAUUUUGCGGAUCAUUGGCAUACGUGUAACAAAGAGCCGUUCGCCAAUACGGACGCUGCCUUCCGGCUGGCGUAUGCGAUCAUCAUGCUGAACAUGGAUCAGCACAACCACAAUGCAAAACGCUUGAACGUCCCAAUGACGGUCGAUGAGUUCGUGAAGAAUCUGAGAGGCCUCAACGGCAACUCCGACUUUGAUCAGGAUAUGCUGUCGAACAUCUAUCAUGCGAUCAGGAACGAAGAAAUCGUUAUGCCGGCGGAGCAAACCGGUCUCGUGCGAGAAAACUAUCUCUGGAAGAUGCUGCUGCGUCGGGGAUCAACCAAGGACGGUAUGUUCCACCACGUGUUCGGUCCGAAUCAUGACCGAGAGCUGUUCCGCAUUAUCCAGGGAUCGACACUGGCCGCCCUUAGUUUCAUCUUCGACAAGAGCCCGGACAACACGCAGCUGUACCAGAAGUCCAUGAAUGGGUUCAUCAAAUCCGCGGUGGUCGCGUCCCAUUACAACUUGCACGGGGAUUUUGAUGCGCUGGUUCUGACGCUGUGCAAGUUCACAAGCCUAUUAAACCCGCCGGCCGAUGUCCACGAAAUUACGGCCAACGUAAUGUUCGGACAGAACUCGAAAGCCCAGCUCGCCAUGAAGACGGUGUUCGCGUUGAUUCACGAUCAUGGCGAUUGCAUGCGGGAAGGUUGGAAGCAUAUUGUGGAUGUGGUGUUGCAGUUGUUCAGGUUGAAGCUACUGCCGAAGGGCCUGAUGGAAGCGGAAGAUUUCUGCGAUCCUAGUGGGAAGGUCACGCUCAUGAGAGAGCAGUAUCAGCUUCCAAAAACCGAUGCCGGUUUGCUGAGCAGUUUGUAUUCGUACUUGAGCAACGAUAGCCAACGGCAGCCAUCGUACGAAGAGCAGGAGAUCAUCAAGAUAUCCAAGAGAUGCAUCAAAGAAUGCCAAAUCGAUCAGAUCGUCAACGAAUCGAAGUUUUUGCAGUUUGAGUCAUUGGUUGAACUGGUCAAUUGCCUAUUAGGAAUGAUUAAACCUCCGGAGAGUAACAAAUCCGUCGGUUUACCGUAUGCAGAGAACACCGUCGUAUUCCUCAUGGAGCUGUUAGUCAAGAUCCUCAUACAGAAUCGCGACCGCUUGCUUCCAGUGUGGAAAAACGUUCAAGAUCAAUUGUAUCUACUUCUGUCCGGAUCCGCCUCUUGCGAUUACACCUAUCUACUGCAGCGAACAACCAUCGCCUUACUGAAACUGGCAAUCUAUCUGAUGCGCAACGAAGAGAUCUGUUCCACGAUCCUGCAGAGCCUCCGGAUGUUGCUUCUGCUCAAACCAGCCGUGAUCCUAUCGAUAUCCAAACCGAUCUCGAUCGGAAUGUACGAACUGCUGAAGACCAGCGCCCAGAACAUCCACACCGAGUCCGAUUGGAUCAUAGUCUUCGCGAUUCUGGAAUGCGUCGGAGCAGGCGCAGUGCCACCGGAAUAUGACGAAGCGCCAGUCGUGUCCGGAGCGAAAUCCGACGGAGCUCUCAGCAGCGAAGAAGACUCCGGGCUGCCCGAUCGUGGCUACAUCUCCGACUCGGAGCUGAACGUUAUCAAAAGUGGCCACUCGUCCAAUUCCUGCACGCCGCUGAUCAGCCCCACCGGAGACAACUGGAUUCUGGUGAACAAAGACGCGGACAUUGUGUCUUCGCGAUCGUCCUCCCCCAAGCACACGAUCCAGUAUCGUUGCAAACUGCUGGAGCAUUCUCCCUUUGCGCUCGUCAAAUGCUGGGAAAGCCUGGCGUUCAUUGUGCGGAACGUGUCCCACAUCACGCCGUAUAACUUCGAGAGUUGCGUCCGUUGCAUCCGGACUUUCGUGGAAGCUUCCAUGAACGACGGCAAGGAGAAUCGGCGCCGUCGUCGUCAGCGGCGAAACGGUGAUGAAAGUGGCAAGAACUCCCGCAACCGGAACCGCAAGAACGACAGCAGUGACAGCGAGUCGGAAGAACUGCCCGAGGCGUAUCAGUCGAUAUCGAUCCAGUUGCUGGAUUUGAUGCAUACGUUGCACACGAGGACGGCGAAGAUUUUCCGCUGGUGGGCGGAGGAAGGCGGGGCGGUGCCGCAGUGCUCCGCUUUGUGGUCCCAGGGAUGGUGUCCUCUAUUGCAGGGCAUUGCUCGGUUGGCCACCGAUCAACGGCGACAGGUCCGAACAAGUGCAAUAACUUGCUUGCAACGAGCUCUGCUGGUGCAAGAUCUUCAAACUCUCACCGGAUUGGAAUGGGCCGGGUGUUUCAAACAGGUUCUUUUCCCACUUCUGUCGGAACUGCUCGCUGAAAAGCCCAUCAAACCGGCAGAUGCCGGUUUGUUAGAAGAGUCGCGUAUGCGAACGGCAACCAUUAUGUCAAAGGUGUUCCUACACCAUCUGACGCCGUUGAUAGGUCUGGCCGGAUUCAACGAGCUGUGGCUGGAAAUUUUGGACUACUUCGAGCGGUUCAUGAAAAUCGGAUCGGAUAUGCUGUAUGAGGCGGUGUUGGAGAGCUUGAAGAAUAUGCUGCUGGUGAUGCAUUCGGUUUGCGUUUUUCACAACAGCGAUGGAGUAACUCAUUCAGUUUUAUGGGAUGUCACAUGGCAACGAAUAUCCGGAUUUUUACCGAAUCUGAAGGAUGAACUAUUCAAAAAUGAUGCACUCACACCCAAAGUGAACGCACCUGCUCCACCCAUUUUAUCACAAUCACCAGUUCUAGCAUCGUCACCUGAGCCACUGCUGGGUGUUCCACCACAAUCAAAUAUUAUUCUGCAUCCAUCGCCGGUGCCACAAACCGAAUCACCCAUCCAAGAACAAACUCGACCUCCAAUGGUACCGAACAACCUGCUGAUCAGUAGCGCUAUCAAUCCAACACCGAUGAUUCCACAAAUACCACUCCAGACACCCAUUCUGGUACCCCUGUCAGAUCCCGGUCUUUCCGAAGUUCAUACUAGUCUCCCUCCCCCAACAAUUCUACCCCAGUUGUCAAGUCAAGAGAGUACCCCGCUGAACACUAACCGAUACUCCAACAUAAUUGAACUGCCGGUCACUCCUUCGCCCCCACCUUGCUCGACCGAACAAAAUCAAAUCCUCCCCACUGGUGAACCAGAGACAGCGCAUCCGAUUGUCACGGAACAGCAAGUACCCCCGCCGGUCCCAAUAAGCCACCUGUUGGCCGGAAACCAGUACCCAUCGUUGCACAACGUCCCCGUCGGAAUAGCCCAAAGCUUCGCUCCGAUGUUUGUCCAACCGCCGGUGGCCCCUACGGACGGUUCCGACAUCUACAACGACUACGUCAACGAUCCCUACAACCUAACGCUGCAACCGCAAGGGCAGGAAAUUCAGCAGCAGCCGCAACAACCGCAGAAUGUGUUCCAGUCGGCGAACUAUUUCGGAUCGUACCAGUUCGGCCCCGGCCGGAUACCACCAGACUCACCAACUAUUCCCAGCACCCGAGCGGAACCGACGAGUAGUGAGUAGGAUUAGUGCUAAUAUAAGGCAGGAUAUGUGAAACUAGUGAGCCUACGUGAAACAAAUAGGAUGGCGGACUUUCUGUUCGGUUAAAGUCUGAGGUAUUGUAAGUUGAGUACAGUGAGGAACAAAACCUUAAGACCAUUUCGCCAAAAUUUUCAAUUUUUAACAUAUUGAUGUCGCGUUCAGAAUUUUAUUUGACUAACUAGUUUACGAAUGAAACAUUUGCAGAAUAUAUAAAUGUAAAAAUAAUUAGCAUAAACGCCCUUUUUUUUUAAUUGACGUAAGUAAUUUUCACACGGUUUUGAGAAUUAAUUAUUAACAUUUUAUUUUCGCCGUGUACAUCGUUCAAAUUUUGCAUGUAAUUAACGCUCUUUUUCAAAAAUUAAGGUUUUUCUAUUAUUUCUCCACGAAUAAAUGAUGGCAUGUGUUUAUUUAGUAAUUAGAUUAGUAAACUGGGCUAUCAACGAAUCACGUUUUAGUAACUCAGUUAGCUUCUCAAAUUCAUGCUAUUUUAAAGUCAUCCACUUUGAAAUCCACAUAGUUUUUGGCAGAACACUAUUUGUCCAGUAGUGGUCUGGAGUUUUUGACAUGCAAUUUUUUCUGGUAUUUAAGGUGAACAUGAUUCUAAUUAUUGUUUUUCCUGUUGUCAUUUUCUGCAAAUUUCUUAAUCGUCGUAAAAUAAAAUAAGAAACAAAAAUUGAGAGCAAUAUGUUAAAAAUACAGCGUUUCAGCAAAUAUGGAAAAUUUCAGUGGUGUGGUCUUAAGGAUUUGUCCCUGUAAAAUUCUCACUACCUGACCGGGUUUGUGAACGGAAAACAGAUUUUCACCAGCAAUCGUGUGUCAUUCAACGUCACUUAAAGAGAAAUAGAAACACGUGUAAAAUCUACGCGUCUAGCUAACAACAAAAUAUGAUAGAAACACCUUUCUCAAGCUCUGUCUGAUUUUUUUGUGUUGCUCCAGAAUCCGUCGUUACUAAUAGGAAAUUAUCAAUGUUCAAUGUGAAUGCAUUAUUUUUUAAUCAUACUAGGUAGGACGUGAUUUGCUCCCCCGAAAAAUCGUUGCUAUCGUCACACAGACGUACAAUUUCUACCUAGUUAAAUAAAUACUAACCCAAAUGUACUGUGAAAAGUUUAGAAAGCUAAUAGGCUGUAAUCUUUUAAAGUUGUUAAAAUGAGAAAUCAAACAAUAGGGGAUUUUCUUUCUGUUGAAUACAUUUUUUUUUUAGAAUUUCCAAUUCAGUAAUGUCGUUUAUUACCUAUCUAUACUAUUAUAAUUAUUUUACCGCUCACGUGAGAGGGAAAAAGAGUAUAAAUAUACACAACAUACAGACGUAAAAAAACAAUAGUGAAAGGGUCAAAAUAUAUAUAUUAUAGCUACAAACUUA